AUUGAAAACCAUUUAAAGGCUUCCAUUAUUGGGUGUCAAAUUUCCAUUCCGAAGCUGUGUUUGGAAAGAUCCGAAGAAAGACGCGAGGAGUGCAGAUGGCCAUUAAGGAAAGCUCAAUAAAUGAUCUUUCUCAAGAGGAUGAUGACACUAAUUCCUCUUCUUCUGGUUCACAAAGCAGGGGUAAAUCUGAAGCUAACUACAGUUUUCCGGAUCAGGACAAUAAUACUCCGCCGGCUGAGGACGUUUUCAUCAAUAUAAACGAAGGAGAAGAGGAAGAGGAGGGCGAGGAAGAAGAGAUCAGCAAAAACGAUUCCACGUCCAAGAAAGAAGAGAGCAAAAACGAUUCCACGUCCGAGAAAGAAGAGAGCAAAAACGAUUCCUCCUCCGAGAUAGAAGAAAGCAAAAACGAAGGAGUAGAAGCUGAACCCAUUCCAAAUACAGUGCCGGAAAAUGAGCCUUUUAUUGUACACUCAAGAAUGAAAAAUGGAUACGUUCCACCAAAGGUUGUGUUAUAUCAAGCUGCUAUAAACGGUGAUUGGCGGACAGCCAAAUCUAUAUUUGAUGCAGAUCCUUCAGCAAUCACUAUGAAGAUAACUGUUUCAGAGGAUACUCCUCUUCAUAUUGCUGUUUUCGCAAAUCGUAUUUCUUUUGUUGAAAAUUUGGUUGAACUUUCCUCUUCAUCAGACUUAGAAAUCAAAAAUGAAAAUGGAUAUACUGCUCUUCUUUUGGCUGCUUCAUCAGGAGUAGUAAAAAUCGCUGAAGUAAUGGUUAAGAAGAAUCCCCAUCUUCCAAACGUUUAUGAUGCUAUGAAACCAUCCCCAGUUUUAGUAGCUGUAUCUCAUAAACACAAAGACAUGGCUUCCUUCCUCUUCUACAACACUAAUUUUGAAGCUCUAAACAGCUAUGAACAAAUUGAACUUCUCAUUGCUACCAUCUCGAGUGAUUAUUAUGAUAUAACUUUAGAUAUUCUUCUGAAGAAACCUGAAUUAGCAACAGCACGGCUGUGUUUGGAACAAGGUUGUAAAGGUUGUCAAAAUUGGAGUGACACAGCGUUGCAUGUACUAUCUAGAAAGCAAUCUGUAAUUGGUAGCAGCAGUGAUAGCCCUUGGAAAAGACAUGUGAACUCUCGCUUCAACAGAAUUUACAGAAAAGCUCUGAUGGAGACAUUAGCCCAUCAAGUUGUUGAACACAUAUGGAAUUUUCUUGUCCAGAAUCUUUCACCAAAGGAAUUAUUUGAUUUUAUAAAAACUCCUUCAAAUUUAUUGCACGACGCAGCAAAAGUUGGAAAUGUUGAGUUCUUGAAAAUACUCAUUCGUUCUAAUCCCGAUUUGCUAUGGAAAAUAGUUAACGACCAAGAUAAAAGCAUAAUUCAUGUAGCAGUUGAAAAUCGACAAGAAAGAGUGUUUAGUCUCAUAUAUGAGCUAGGAGGGAUGAAGUUUUGCAUUGCCAAUUAUCACGAUAGAACAAAUAAGUAUAACAUUCUACACUUAGCUGGGAAGUUGGCGUCUCAAAAUCACCUGAACAGAGUGGCGGGGGCAGCUUUACAAAUGCAACGGGAGCUUUUGUGGUUCAAGGAAGUGGAGAAAAUCUCUGUCCCCAUGCAUCAUGAAAUGAGAUGUGCUGAUGGUCUAACACCUCGUGAAAUCUUCACAAAAGAGCACAGACAACUACAGAAAGACGGGGAGGAGUGGAUGAAAAAAACAGCAAGCUCAUGCAUGGUUGCAGCAACUCUAGUUGCAACGAUUGUUUUCGCAGCGGCAUUCACGGUUCCAGGAGGCAAUGAUGAUAAGGAUGGCAUUCCCAUUUUAGAACAAAAUAAAGCAUUUACGGUGUUCAUCAUAUCAGAUGCUGCAGCUCUGGUGACGUCUAUAACUUCUAUACUCGUUUCUUUGUCAAUUUUCACGUCACGUUAUGCAGCGGAAGAUUUUUUGGUGACUUUGCCGUGGAAGUUAGCGUUGGAAUUGGCGUCACUGUUUGUUUCUAUAGGAUUCAUGACGAUUUCUUUCUGCGCGACCUUAUUUCUUGUGUAUCAUAAAACAGAGACAAAACUUCCAUUGGUCAUUGCAGUAGUAACCAUCUUUCCAAGUGUCUACUUUUCUUUACUUCACUUUGAACUCUUCACGGAUAUUAUCCGGCUUGUAUCGUGGUCCAAUUUUUCUUUGAAAAAAUCUCUUGGCCUGUUUUAGUGCAAUUACACUAAUGUAAUACAUUUAUCCAGCAUUUUUGUUGUCUAAGAUCUUCAUGAUCGUACAAUAAAGAAUACAUAUAUCCAUUUGAAGUAAAUAAUGUAUCAUUAACAUGA
Messenger RNA from Cucumis sativus (cucumber), 2302 nucleotides. Its product is annotated as ankyrin repeat-containing protein At5g02620. The record is from RefSeq and is a predicted model, not a curated record. NCBI's taxonomy places the organism in Eukaryota, Viridiplantae, Streptophyta, Magnoliopsida, Cucurbitales, Cucurbitaceae. The transcript is spliced from 6 exons. Gene Ontology annotation, molecular function: protein binding. The coding region runs from base 96 to 2186 and encodes 696 amino acids.